This is a messenger RNA of Achroia grisella, 1907 nucleotides long. RefSeq names its product carcinine transporter-like. Gene Ontology annotation, biological process: transmembrane transport. Gene Ontology annotation, molecular function: transmembrane transporter activity. The transcript has 12 exons. The coding region runs from base 173 to 1906 and encodes 577 amino acids. The record is from RefSeq and is a predicted model, not a curated record. Gene Ontology annotation, cellular component: membrane. NCBI's taxonomy places the organism in Eukaryota, Metazoa, Arthropoda, Insecta, Lepidoptera, Pyralidae.
ACAGACAGACAUACGGAACGGUUGUUUGUUGUAUCAUAUAUAUCUAAGUAAAAUUGUUAUAGUGUUUUUGGUGGUAAAAGAAACAGAGGAUAAACGCAUUCUUCUCCUAAAGUUUGAGUAGGCGGAAGCACGUCGCGAAAAGUGUCUCAUAAGGAAAAAACCGACUUCGAGAAUGGAAUCACAUGAGAAAAUUGUAAAGACCACGGGGCCAGUGUCCACUGACCUCGGGAAUGUGAACUUGGAACACACGGAUGAAUGUGUUGAAGUAAAUGGCGGGAUCAAAGUGAGCACUUUGAAAGACUUGGAUGAUCUCUUCCCUUAUAUCGGAGGCUUCGGAUGGUACCAGCGUUUACUUUUCAUCCUGAUGAUACCGUAUUCCUUCUUCUUCGCCUUCGUGUACUUCUCUCAGAUAUUCAUGACAGUCGUGCCUUCAGAACAUUGGUGUUACGUGCCGGAGUUGGAAAAUAUGACAGUGGAUGAACGUCGUCACCUGUCUAUUCCCAUAUCAAACGAUGGCUACGAAAGGUGCCUUGUUUAUGACGUAGACUGGGCACAAAUCUUACAAGAUGGCGUCACUACACCGAACAUAGAAUGGCCGACGAAGCAAUGCAAUAAUGGUUGGGAAUUCAAUUUCACUGAUAUACCGUAUGAAACUAUUGCUACUCAGUUAGGGUGGGUGUGCGACAGAGACAACUAUCCGGCUACAUCUCAGUCUGUCUUCUUCUGUGGUUCUAUAGUCGGAGGGUUGAUAUUCGGAUGGAUUGCAGACAAAUAUGGCAGAGUACCAGCACUUUUAGGAACAAACAUGGCUGGCUUCUUGGCCGGUGUGGGGACUGCAUUCGCCGACAGUUUCUGGUCGUUCUGCGUGUGCCGGUUCCUCGUGGGGCUGGCGUAUGAUAACUGCUUCGUCAUCAUGUACAUCAUAGUGUUGGAGUAUGUUGGCCCAAAGUGGCGAACGUUUGUAGCCAACAUGUCAAUAGCUGUAUACUUCACUCUGGCCGCCUGUCUCCUACCCUGGAUAGCUCUAGGAGUGGCCAAUUGGAAGACCUACACUUUAAUAACCAGUGUACCUAUAGGUUUAUCUAUAUUAACACCUUGGGUGGUCCCGGAGAGUGCCAGAUGGCUGAUAUCGCAAGGUCGCAUAGAGAAAGCAAUGCAAAUCCUCAAAAAAGUGGAAAGAGUCAACAGGAAGAAAAUCCCUACAGCGAUUGCAAUGGAGUUCAAGGAAACUGCACUGGCUAUAGCCAAGGCCGACGAGGAAGCCAAAAGUUACUCGUUCUUGGAUCUCUUCAAGAGUCCCCGACUCCGACGCCACAGUGUCCUGCUGCUCUUCAUAUGGAUAUCAAUAGCUAUGGUUUUCGAUGGCCACGUCAGGAACGUUGGAUCUCUGGGUCUGGAUGUAUUUCUGACGUUUACGAUUGCUACCGCCACGGAAUUUCCAGCUGAUGUACUUUUGAUAUUAACGCUUGAUAUAGCUGGUCGUCGGUGGGUUGCAUUCGGCUCCAUGAUGACCAGUGGAAUCUUCAGUCUACUAGCAACCACGGUACCUGUUGGUAUGCCAUCAGCAUCACUGGCCAUUAUUGGUCGUUUCGCUGUCAACAUAUCAUACAAUAUCGGCAUGCAGUAUGCAGCAGAAUUAUUGCCUACCGUCGUCAGAGCACAAGGGUUAUGUCUCAUCCACAUUGCAGGCUACAUUGCGACUGUUCUUGUGCCUUAUAUUGUGUAUUUAGCCACAAUAAACACAAUCAUACCAUUACUAAUCCUGGGUGUGCUGGGCAUCUUCGGUGGAUCCCUCUGCCUGUUCCUGCCGGAGUCAACCGGGAAGCCGAUGCCACAGACCAUCGAAGAUGGAGAGGAAUUUGGCAAAGGGCAAAAGUUCUGGGAAAUGCCGUGUUUUGAAAAGUAAA